Molecule: messenger RNA, 2925 nt
Organism: Ectocarpus sp. CCAP 1310/34
Lineage: Eukaryota; Phaeophyceae; Ectocarpales; Ectocarpaceae
Source: the annotation of a GenBank genome assembly
AUGCUUGUGAGCAUGACUCAGCCAGUGUACAACUGGCUCGGCACUGGAGUUCUUGCAUUCUCCUCGCCCCGCCGCACAUUGGCCGAAGGACACAGUGGCACUUCCUGUCCGACGACAUGUUCCUCCAUGCUGCGCGCUUCCAACUUCUCCCCGUCGCUGCCGGCGGGGUACAGCAGGGGCGUUCGGAAGCGGUGCGCCAUCGCUGCCUUCAUCACCGCCAACGAAAUGACGACGAUGGGGCACAAGAAGGGUGGUGUUUUCUGCCUGAGGGGUGGGAGUGACGAGGGAGAUACUCUGCAAGUCGGCGGGGAAGAAGAGAACGUGAAGCGGGAAACUCCAACUGCCACCAGGGCCAAGGCCGCCGACAGCGAGGACGAGGCCUGGCCAGGGGCACAGAAGGAAGGAGCACCCUUUGGCGGGGUUGCUCUCGUCACCGAGCGCUCAACGGCAACAGGCGGGAGCAAGGAUAGGGUCAGCUACAGCGUCCUUGCCGACGGGACCCUCGAAGUUGGUUUGGCUGCUGAGCGAAAAGAGCCGCGAUUGCCGGCGUCGACAGCACCAUCACCGCCACCACAUCUGCCGACAAUACCGCCAACAUCGCGGGAGAACACAACCGUCGCAAAUGCCUCCGCGGGGCCACGAAGAGUGCUGCAAGGUGUACGACGGCAUGCUGGGGCCUUGAAAACGGGCGUUGUCAAGGUGAUGCGAGGCGUGACACCAAGCCUACAUGUGUCCCACAACUGGCAUGAACUUCUAGCAGCAAAUCCCACCUUCCUGCUGGCGCGCCUGGCCGGUAAUCAUCGUUCUCGCACCGCUGUCGGACCAAAGGCGACAAAAGAAGUUGUUAGAGAGACGAGAGCCGCAGCGGCGGCGGCGGGAGCGUGCGUGGCAAGGGCCGGGGUGGCGGUACGCGGAGGCCUUAUGAAUACCUUUCUGCCGGCGGGGUACCCGGGAUCGGUGCGGCCGGAGUACGUGAGGUACCGCUGCUGGGACAUCCUUCAGGCGGUGUUGGAGGGCAUGGGUGUAGGUCGGGCAGGCUCGACGCCUCUAGCCGCCACGCUGCAGUGGAUGGCACGAGACGGUGCCAGCAUGAUCGGGGGUCUCCUAUUCACCUCGGUGGCGUCAGCUAACUUCGGCGUCAACAUCAAGACCUGGCGAUUAUUCGCGGACACCUCAAACGACAUCGGGCUCGCCCUCGAGAUGCUGGCGCCUCUGCCCGCUUUCCGAGAGGGCGGAAGAUUCUUGCGUCUCAUCUGCAUCGCUUCGGUGUUCAAGGCGGCGUGCGGGGUUGCGGGGGGCGCGACUGGAGCCGCUAUUACCGAGCACUGGGCGAUCGACAACAACAUCGCGGACAUUGGCGCUAAGAACGGGGCACAGCACAAGGUAGCCUCCUUGCUCGGGCUUGGGCUCUCGGUCUGGUUCGCCAGGGCCGUUAGCGUCGGGGGCUCCGCGUCUGGAUCGCGCGUCUGGGGGUGGUACGCGGUCCUCACCCUGGUCCACCUGCUGGCGAACUACGCGGCAAUGAGGACCCUAGCCCUGCGGUCUCUAAAUCCGACGCGGGCUUCGCUCUUGGUCACGGAGUACAUAGGCCAGGCCUUGGGGUCUACGGAAGGCCGCAGUGGCACACGAGGAAGCGAGCAAGACGAAGAUGAAGGGGAAGAAGAAAAGGAACAGCGAGAGGAGGAAGAGGAGGGGGGAGAGGAGAGAAAGGGUCCGGCGUUAGACUGGAUGGGGAGAAGGAGAGACCAAGGGUCUCCGACGGAGUCGGUGGCGGUGCUUUCGCCCUUUGCCGCCGCGAGGCGGGAGAGAAUACUCGUGCUCCCCGGGUGGGUCCGGGCCUUGAAGCCGUGGGGAGACUUCCUGCAGAUACACGUGGGGGUACCGGUCAGAGCCCUGGUGGGAGAGGCCGACGACUUGCUCUGGCUGACGUCACUGUACCACGAUGAGAGGUCCAUGGUGGGGGUCCAAGUGUCCUACAAGCCACUAGGAGCGAGGAUGGAGACGACGGUUAAUCUUGUCUUUCGAGAAGACGCCUCCCCAGAGGACCGGUUGCAAGCUAUGUUCCAGGCGAACGUGAUCCACCACCUGGUGGUGAGAGACCCGGACGGCAUUCCGCACGGGGAGGACGGCGUCGACCGCACCCUGUUUCUGCGCGAGGUUACUGAAGAGGCACUACGCGUGACAAGAAAGGAGUUCCGAGCCUUCCACAAGGCGCUGGUUCGGGAGGGGUGGGACCUGUCUCGCGUGACCUUAGGAGGGGGGCCAUGGGUGGGGCGGUGGGGAUCGCUGGCGAAGGAAAAUUGAUAGGCCAGCCCCGGCCAAGAUCGGGGUGAAUGUCGAGGUGUAUCUUGUUUGAUUGUCCGCCCGGAAAGAGGGGCGAAGUUUCUUGACGGCGGAAGGGGGAAAGGGGUCUCUCCGGAGGAGAAUUGACCCGAUGGAGAUGAGGAGAGAAACCACCGGCAACGCGUUUCUAUGAGAAGACUUUUGUAUGUAUUCGAGGGGAGGUUUUGUAGCAAGCAGAAUUUUGCGGGAUCCGGGAUGAACAACGUUGUAUCUAGGUGAUGCCGUUUAUUAUGGGUUUGGGUUUUAGGGGGGGCGUGAAGGGGUUCGAUGUGACCGCCGCUUUGGCAUUGCCAAAGAUCAUUGUCUUAGCAGCAAGCAAUAACGAAGGACCGAACGAUGGGCGCAGGAAUGAUGUCGUUUUUUCCCCCCAGAUGCUGUAUACCGGCGAAUGGGAUAGGGCGAUUUUUUCCUCGGUUGGUGUCUCUAUUCACGCGGGGCAUUCGGACCCGUCAUCGCUGGCUGGAUUCACGGUUGAUCCCUGUCACUGUUUCAUGUUCGGGAUUUGGGUAUGUACGUAGGGCUGCGGUAAUCGUGUGAAGAGCGGGGCGAUCGUGGGGGCAGAUGGUAAUAAAUUCUUGGAGG